UUUAACUGUGCCUGCAGCAGGGUUUCUGCACACCCUCACAGCACUCAUUACUCAAACACGUGUGCCUCCGACAGUAAACAUAUGGAGUACUACGGCUUCCUCCUGCUCUGGAUUUGCUGCCAGAAUUUAGGGUUCCAUGACUGCUUCAACAUUGACACGAAGAGAGCUCGAAUCAUCAAAGGCCCUAAACAAGCCCAGUUUGGAUACACUGUUCAGCAACAUGUGGCUGCUGGAGGAGAAAAAUGGUUACUUGUGGGAGCCCCUUAUGAAAUGACCGGCUCUUACCAAACAGGGGAUGUUUAUAAAUGUUCGCUCAAACGACUCAAUGGCAAUGGCUGCAUGAAGCUCAAUUUAGGAAAGAUAUCUCUGACCAACGUAUCAGAGCGGAAGGACAAGAUGAGGCUGGGAAUGACGCUUACGUCUAACCCUAAAGACAACAGCUUUGUGGCCUGUGGGCCACUGUGGUCAUACGAGUGUGGCAGCUCCUAUUACAGCACAGGACUAUGCUCCAAAGUCAACGCAAGCUUCAAGUUCUCCAGGACAAUAAUUCCUGCCUUUCAAAGAUGUGAAACCUUCAUGGAUAUUGUGAUCGUUCUCGAUGGAUCAAACUCUAUUUACCCCUGGUAUGAUGUGCAAGAUUUUCUCAUCAACAUUCUUCAGAAGUUCCAUGUUGGACCAGGUCAAAUACAGGUUGGGGUUGUUCAGUAUGGUGAGAAAGUGGUCCAUGAAUUCAAACUGAGCGAUUACAAAUCUGUGGAGGAGGUGGUGAAGAGGGCGCGCAGCAUCGACCAGCGGGGUGGAGAGGAGACCAACACAGCUCUAGGAAUCAACAUAGCUCGCUCCGAAGCUUUCAAACAAGGAGGUCGACGUGGUGCUAAGAAGGUGAUGAUUGUGAUCACUGAUGGUGAGUCACAUGACAGCCCUGAUCUCCAGCAAGCCAUUGAGGACUGUGAGAAGGAUGGCAUCACCCGUUACGCCAUUGCUGUGCUUGGCUUCUACAACCGGAGAGGAAUCAAUCCUGAGGCCUUCCUUAAUGAAAUCAAAUACAUCGCCAGUGACCCAGAUGACAAGCACUUCUUCAAUGUGACAGAUGAGGCGGCACUGAAAGAUAUCGUGGAUGCUCUUGGGGAGCGCAUCUUCAGUCUGGAAGGAACCAGUAAGAACGGGACAGCGUUUGGCCUCCAGAUGUCACAGGCAGGAUUUUCAGCGCACAACGUGGAGGAUGGGAUUUUGGUUGGUGCUGUUGGUGCUUACGACUGGAACGGAGCGGUGCUGAAGGAAAUACGCCAAGGGAAGGUCAUCCCUCCUAAGUCGUCCUACACACACGAGUUUCCUGAAGAGCUGAAAAACCAUGGGGCCUAUUUAGGUUAUACUGUGACAUCUAUAGUCUCGUCCAGAAACGGCCGUCUGCUUGUCGCAGGAGCUCCUCGGUUCAACCACACUGGCAAAGUCAUCAUCUUCACCUUGAGUAAUUCAGGCAAUCUCACCAUCCUUCAUUCUCUCAAAGGCCACCAGAUCGGCUCCUACUACGGCAGUGAGAUUGCACCUUUGGAUAUUGAUGGAGAUGGUAUAACUGACAACCUUUUGGUGGCAGCGCCGAUGUUCUUCAGUGCAGGCUUGGAGAAAGGAAAGGUCUACAUCUACAGAAUAACUGAACUGAAUCGUUUCAUCCCUGAAGGAGCGUUGGAAAUUCAUAACGGUGGCCAGAAUGCUCGCUUCGGCUCGUCCCUCGCGCCUCUCCCUGAUCUGAAUGGUGAUGGGUUCAAUGACCUGGUGGUGGGAGCUCCACUGGAGGACGACCACAAAGGAGCCAUUUAUGUGUUCUUCAGUCAGCCCAACAGAAUUCUGCGCAAAUAUAAACAGAGGAUAGCAGCGGCAGAUUUGGCUUCAGGCCUGCUGUAUUUUGGCCGCAGUAUUCAUGGGACAAUGGAUAUGAAUGGUGAUGGUUUGGUGGACCUGGCAGUGGGUUCUCUUGGUGCUGCUGUUCUUCUCUGGUCAAAGAGUGUUGUGCGGAUUUACACCACCGUCAGGUUUGAGCCCAGUAAGGUCAACAUCUUUGUGAAAGACUGUCAAAGAGGAGGCAAAGACGUGACCUGCAUGUCGGCCAUUGUGUGUUUCAACAUCACCGCCAGGACAGCUAUCCAUCCCACACAGGAAAUCGGGAUCAAAUACAAUGUCUCCAUUUUGGAGAGACGUUUCAAUCCUCGAGCUUUACUGGAUCAUCCACUCAAGCUGCAGCCUCAAAACCUGACCCUCCUUCCUGGGGAGGAGUUCUGUGAACACAUCUAUUUCCAUGUCAUGGAGACCACAGACUAUGCAAGGCCCAUAGUGUUCGCUGUGCAAGUGGCGCUUCAAGAUCCAGAUCAGGAGCCAGUUCUGGAUGACAGCUGGCCUGAUGUGGUGAAGACUGAGCUGCCCUUCUGGAAUGGCUGUGAUGAGGACGACCGUUGCAUGUCGGACCUGUCACUGCAGUCUACGACUGACCUGAUGACUCGAAGUCGGUUCUGUGCACACCCUGUACGGUCUCGAGGUUCCUUCUGCCGUCAUCAAAGUGAAGGAGGGACAGAGGGGUCGUUUCGGGUGCUUGAGGGAAACACAAGAAGGAUGCUGGUGGACGUCAAACUAGAGAACAAAGGGGAAAAUGCCUACAAUGCUCUACUCAACAUCUCCUGCACACCCAAUCUACGCUUCUCCAGCCUCGUGAUCAAAGACACAUAUGAUAUAAAAAUAGAUUGCAACACAGUGGACAAGAUGAGGAAUAGAAGAAUCUGCAAUGUCAGUGCACCAUUCAUGCGGGCCAGAACACAGGUUUCCUUUCGUCUGGAGUUUGAGUUCAGUCGUGUCGUCUUCUUGGACCAUCUCAGAGUUGUAUUAGAAGCCAGCAGUGAUGGGGAGGACCUGAACUCUGCUGAUAACUUUAACGAUGUCUAUUACUCACUGAAAUACGAAGGAGACCUUCUUUUUACAAGGGACUCAAAUCCAACCCGGUAUGAGAUCAAGUCAGAGCUCUCACUGGAGGAGCCUGGUGUUAUCGGUCCCCCUUUCAACUUCACCUUCCAGAUCCAGAACCUUGGAUAUUUUCCAGUCGGAGAUUUACAGUUGAGCAUAGAGAUUCCAGAAAUGACACAAAAUGGGAACCAACUUCUGCAGAUAUUUGACUUCCAUAUAGAUCAGAGGAACGGGACGCGCUGUUUACCGCCCCAGCAUAUCGCUCAGAGCAGAGCUUCACCCGAGGAUCUCUCCCGCUUCUCCCGCCUGAACCGAUCCAACACACUAACUCUGCCAAUCCAGUGCACGGUCAAUGUGGCUCCCCCCAGAGAGAUUAAUGUUGUAAUCACUGGAGCCCUGAGAAUAGACACGUUACAUGCUCUGAAGUUUAAAAUCCUGGAACUGGUAACCAGCGCAUCAUUGGAGCUCCCCUCCUCCAGCCCCAUGUUUCUACACGAAGACAGGCCUGUCAGACAUAUUAUAUUGGAGAUUAGGAAGGAAGGAGAUUAUAGAAUUCCUAUCUGGAUUAUAAUUGGCAGCACACUGGGAGGAUUCUUGCUGUUAGCUCUUCUCAGUCUGGCUCUGUGGAAGCUCGGAUUCUUCAGGAGGGAGAAACGGAAAGAAAAUAAUGAGCAGGAGGCCAACGGGAAGGUGUCCGAAGAGCGGUAACGGUGGAUCAGCACUCCCAGCAGACAUCUCCUAAAACCAGGGACUCUCAGGAACCAAGCUGCCUCCCUCUGCUCUCCAACGCCACAGCAGCAGCACACGGACGCCACUGCGAAACCGCUGAUGCAAGACUUAUUCCGUGCACUGGACCUGCUCUACAUCACAACCCCUGACCCUGGAGUCAACACCGGCACACUCAGCAUUUCUGGGUCCGUCUAUCCCUCACAAGGUCGUCCCGCGGACCCUGAAGCUCUGGUGGUUUCAUUUGGACAGAGGAACUAGUCUUCAUCAGCUUGUUCUAAAUCAUUCCUGACUAUGAUUUGUCUUUAAGGCAAGCAACAGCAAAGCCUGUUUUUUCUUCUAUUGUGUGUAUUUAUUAAAAUUUGAUUAAACUUUAUAUAGAAACUACAGGAGUAACUCUCCACCCAUCAAACAGGCUUCAGAAGUAAACAUAAUAUAACAAAUAAUUUAAAAGGUUGUUUAAUAUCAUUUGCAUUUUAAGUUCUUAUUUAAGACAGAACCAUUUUUUAACUAAAAUCACAAAACAGCAAAAAAUCCAUGCUGUUAAACUUUAUUCGCAGAGAGAAUUUUUUUGUUUGUUUUUCCCAUCCAGAAACACACAAAAAGAUCUAGGAACAUUUCGAUGCACUUUGUUUUACAAUGUACAAAAAUGAACUUGAAUCUGUAAAUAGUCAAGUGCUUUUUAUACUCUUUUAUUAUUAUGUUUGUAUCAAUACUUUCACAUUUUAUAUAACAUAACUUUUUGAACUUAACUUAAAAACAGUGAGUUACAGGAUUAUUACAAUAUGAGACAGUUUCAUGCCUUUUAAUGUGCGCUGCAUCAGAGCAAAAGGUGUGCAUGAAAUACUGACAGCAACUUUUUAAUGUUAGAAGGGAUUUUAUAUGAUGGUGUUACUGAAUUUAAAACAUACUCAAUGGACGAGAACACCGAUGAGCGUUUCAUUUUUCAUUGUGUUUACCUGCACAAAAUCAUAAUGCACAGUCAAAACUACAAGCUACAUCCUUUUCACAGCAUUUUCAUUUUAUUUGCAUUGUUACUGUGGAAAAGGAGCAAUGAAGAACCUGACUUCAAAAUAGUAUUUUGUUUUUGCAAUGCAUUAAAGAUAUUUUCACAUCAAGAGGUUUUUAAUAAUCUCAGAUUAGGAUUAUUUGUUACAUUUUAUAACAUAAUAUGUGUGAGAAGUUAAGCCCCACUGUUGGAAAAUGUCUGAAUUACUUAUGUUAGUUUUGAAACUUUUAUUUAUGAGAACUUUAAUGUUUUUCACUGAAAUUAAACUCAAGAUGAAAGUUUGAAAUGA
This is a messenger RNA of Nothobranchius furzeri (turquoise killifish), 4973 nucleotides long. RefSeq names its product integrin, alpha 11a (gene itga11a). Lineage: Eukaryota; Metazoa; Chordata; Actinopteri; Cyprinodontiformes; Nothobranchiidae. Gene Ontology annotation, cellular component: external side of plasma membrane; integrin complex. Gene Ontology annotation, biological process: integrin-mediated signaling pathway; cell adhesion mediated by integrin; cell-cell adhesion. The record is from RefSeq and is a predicted model, not a curated record. Gene Ontology annotation, molecular function: integrin binding.